UUCGAGUGUCGAAUAUCGAAGUUAUAUACGUGGUUAUAUACAAAAUGGCUGCUGAGAAAGACGCACAUUGUUCAGAAACCGACGAUGAAAACGAUAGCGAUAAACACGAGAGAGAAAGUGAAGGGAAUGACAACGAUGAGAAUUCGGUGACGUUGGAGGUGAAACAUGAAUCGAUUUCCCAACCUCGGCGUAAGAAAAAACGCGGUAUUAUAUACUUGUCGACGAUACCAAAAUUCAUGAAUGUCACUAAGGUUCGGGAGAUAUUUUCCGAGUACGGUGAAAUUGGCAGAGUUUAUCUUCAGCCUGAUAUACCAAAAAUUGAGGAGGGUAAGAAACAGAAAAAGAAGAAGACACCUUUCCGGCAUUUUACAGAGGGUUGGAUUGAGUUUGAAAGUAAAAAGGUGGCCAAGCAUGUUGCGGCGACACUGAACAAUAAGCAAAUAGAUACACGAAAAAAGAGCAAGUUUUACGACCUGAUGUGGAACAUAAAAUACCUGCCAAGGUUUAAGUGGAUCCACCUUAGUGAGCGUUUGGCGUAUGAGCGAGCAGUCCACAAGCAGAGAUUGAGAACUGAGAUAGCGCAAGCCAAGAGAGAAGCAAACUUCUUCUCUUACAAUGUUGACAUGAGCAAAAAAUUGAAGAGGAAACGAGAAGCUGGCGAGAAAAUGUCGAAUUUCGAAAUACCCAACAUUAAACAGAGAGACACUGAUAUGGAGAUCAGGAAGAAGAAGAAUGCAAAUAAUCAAGAACAGCCAUCAGGCGAUAGAGCUGAGUUUAUCGAAUCGCUAUUUUCAUAGUCAUUAAUAAUAUUAUCUAAAUCUACAACAAAAUCGUGUAUGU
Diprion similis is the source of this 840-nucleotide messenger RNA. RefSeq names its product activator of basal transcription 1-like. The coding region runs from base 45 to 797 and encodes 250 amino acids. Gene Ontology annotation, cellular component: nucleolus. The record is from RefSeq and is a predicted model, not a curated record. Lineage: Eukaryota; Metazoa; Arthropoda; Insecta; Hymenoptera; Diprionidae. Gene Ontology annotation, biological process: endonucleolytic cleavage in ITS1 to separate SSU-rRNA from 5.8S rRNA and LSU-rRNA from tricistronic rRNA transcript (SSU-rRNA, 5.8S rRNA, LSU-rRNA); small-subunit processome assembly; endonucleolytic cleavage in 5'-ETS of tricistronic rRNA transcript (SSU-rRNA, 5.8S rRNA, LSU-rRNA). Gene Ontology annotation, molecular function: RNA binding. The transcript has 3 exons.